Molecule: messenger RNA, 465 nt
Organism: Rotaria sordida
Lineage: Eukaryota; Metazoa; Rotifera; Eurotatoria; Philodinida; Philodinidae
Source: the annotation of a GenBank genome assembly
AUGUCUGCUAUGUUUACUGAAUCUACCCAUGGUAAACGACAAUUAUGCUACCUCGGUUAUCGGUAUUCUUUGAAACGUAAGAAUCAAAAUGGUUCGGAAUAUUGGAUAUGUGUUAAAUGUCAAACAACAGCUACAAGUAACUUAGAUUUAUCAGUAAUUGUUCGUGAAGAUCAUACACAUCUACCUGACGAAACUGAUAAAGAAGUAUUAGAAAUGCGACAAAAUCUAAAACGAAAAGCUAUCGAAGAAUCUAGUCCUAUUGAUCGUAUAAUUGAAGAAGCAUCAUCUAUUUCAAGAUUACGAGAUAAUAUGGGAGCUCCAACUCCAAAGCGUCGAAAAAAUAAAGUUAUAACAGAUGAAUGUUUAAUUAAAUUAUGGCAGCGUUAUGAUGAAGGUCGUCUCGAUAUUCCAUCAUUCUUAAAAGCUGCUGGACUUAGAUAUUUUCAGCGUCCACCAAAAAGUUGA